Messenger RNA from Bolinopsis microptera, 2015 nucleotides. RefSeq lists its product as uncharacterized. Gene Ontology annotation, cellular component: mitochondrial inner membrane. Bases 205 to 1824 code for a protein of 539 amino acids. The record is from RefSeq and is a predicted model, not a curated record. The transcript has 2 exons. NCBI's taxonomy places the organism in Eukaryota, Metazoa, Ctenophora, Tentaculata, Lobata, Bolinopsidae. Gene Ontology annotation, molecular function: membrane insertase activity. Gene Ontology annotation, biological process: protein insertion into mitochondrial inner membrane from matrix.
CAACACUACAAAUCUAUUACAUUUAUUGAAGAUUAGCUACAAUGUUACUGCUGAUAAACUGUUAACAGAUAACACUGGUAAACUGUUAACCUCCUGUUAACAGCAACGGAACUGGACCACUCAUUCUCUGAAGUUCAAUCUCAAAUUCCUAAUUUGUAUCGGGUUGUCUAACAAACUUGUGUCUCAUUUCAAAAGUUUGAAAUCAUGAUCAUUCGCUAUCUACCAAAUGGCUGUAGGAAAGUUUCUAACCUCCUUCACUUGUCCAGAACAUUAAGUGCUACAGCAGCCUCAACAGCAAAUGCAGUCAAGGACAAUAUAAUUCUUGAAGAAAUGUUUAGCCCAGAAAAUCAGGUGGCAAAGUUACAAUCCACUCCAAUCAUCGAAGAACCGAAUUCCAUCAUCGAUCAAAUACCCUUCAUUUAUCAGACUCUGCUGGACUCACUACAAGUAUCCUCUGGUAUACCCUGGUGGGGUGUGUUAGUUGGAGUUGGUGUGGUUGGUCGUCUCCUUACUUUACCCGCACAUGUUCAACUGGAGAAGAGCAUGAUGGCUAAACUUCCUCUCAUUAGACUGGAGAAGGAGGCAGUGAUUGCGCGACUUUCUGGAGAUUUAGUGACAUCGAUGAAGAAAUUCAAGGAAUCUGAGGUGUACAGAAAAACUCACGGUAUUCCAAGCAGUCUGAGACUAAUCACAUAUUUUGCUCCUGGCGGCAUCUUACUCGCUUUGAACUUCAGUUCUGUGUACGGACUGGCAGCUAUGAAUUACGCUCCUCUUGUAGACUCCUCCUUUUUGUGGAUGCACAGUCUGUGUUUGUCUGAUCCACACAGGAUCCUGUCAUUUGUUAAUGGCAUCAUGAUUGCAGCUAUAGCUAAAAACUUUGUUCUCAGUGUUCCAGAUUCUGAAAAAUCCGAAAUGAUCACUUCCCACAAGAAGAAGUGGUAUUUGUUGACUUUCGGUGCAAUAUUCGCACAAGCUGCUCUGCCGGCCAGUGUGCUAGUGUACUGGAGCAUGUCUAAUCUGACAAGGCUCUUACUGAUUGAGAGACUGCUCUGUAUGGACUCGUUUCGUACCAGAGUGGGACUUGUUGAACAUUCUGAGAAACUCGCAGCAUUUGGGGCUAUUCCAAAGGUAGAUACAGCUGCAAAAGCUAUCCAGUUAGCUGGGAGUAAUGAUGCUGAAAUUGUUACUGUCGAUGAGGGCUCUAUCCUUGAGAAUGAGUUAAUAAAACUAUGGGAAGAGGGUGAUUUGGAAGUACUGAAGACUACGAUUGAUGAUCAGAAAAAGCAGCAGAAUGAAUCCACUGUUUCACUUGAAAAGGACCUUACAUACUGCGAGGAUGAACUGAAAAACAUGUCAUUUUCGGAAAAAUUUGGAAACCCAAUCUCAAGGCAGCUCGCAACUCAGCAAAAAGUACUACAAGACAAAAUCAAAGGAGCUGAAAAAAGUAAAAGUAGGUUAGACACAAUGGAGCGUAAGCUAGCAAUAGCAGAAAGAAAGCAAAAGUUCCACUACCUGCUAACAACAGAAGAAGAAGGAGAGUUAGAGUUACUGAGAAGCGAUCUGGUGGAAACCCACAGUAACUUAUUAGAUGAGUUAGAGGAGUGUGAGACAGAACUGGGAGAGGUUUACACCAAGAAGUUACAGCACUUUGAGAGGUAUACUAAGAAGCAACAGCUGCUGAAGUUGCAGAUGAACUUGUUGGAUGAUAUUGAGUUUUGUGAGAGGGAGAUUCUUGAUUUGCCUAAUUUGAAGAGUAAAAUUAGUAAGAUGGAGGGUGAAAGUGAAAGUGAAAGUGAUAGUACUGGUAGUAAGUCUGGUAGUUGAAAUUGUGCCCAUGUUUGAUUUGUACCUUGACCCUUACAAAAUACAAACUAUUUGAGUGCCUUUCUCGGUUUUUGCAGCACCGAACUGUGUUAUAUUAUGCUAUUCUAUUAUCAGCUCAACAAAAGUUUCUGUUUUUUGCUCGAUAUGAAUAAAAUUUGAAGUGUUAUUGAUUAGUAUUUAAAAGUUUGAAA